GCGUGACGUCACAUUGAGCUCUUAUUGUUUCACCGACAUAAAAAUAGCACAAACAGGUUUCCACCGUGGGCUUGACGUUGUUCUUCUGGUUCUCUGAGUCGCACCUUUUGCAUUGACGUGCUGUUUUUCAUUGUGUGGACAGCUGCGCGUUUCACGCGUCUGAUUGCCGCGUGGAUGUUGACCUAAUUGUCUUAUUUACCGUUCUAUUCUUCCAGUGCAAAUAUGGCUCGCACAUCUGCCACCUCUUGGUUCAGAGAGUUGGAUUCACUUCAGGAGAACCUUCACAUCGCGGACUGAGGCGCUUCAAACACACAGCGACAUGAUGCGCGGACUUUCUAGAUGUCCUUUAUUAAUGCGCGCGUGUGGUUUUAUUUAUUCGGUCGUCUUCCUUAAGCACUACGGGAACAGGACACACUGAACUCAUAAAAAACGCAAUGUUGGAAAACUCCAAGGUUUACAUAGAGCUCGGAGUCGCCAAAGCGAAGAGCGCUCCCGAGCCCCUGACUCUCCAAACGUCUCCCGGAGAUGAGAGCGCGACCGAUCUUACCGUGACGGGUAACGGUCCCGAGGCCAAACCCUCCACGAGUUCCCCGAGGUCCGACGGCGAAGCGUUCGAUCUCAACAGGUCCUCUGGAAUCACAGCGGAACGCGUCACCGACAGCAGGAAACACAGCGUGGGAACCAUUUCUGGGACCUCCACGGAUGUGUUCUCUCAAAGUUCGGACAGCAGAUUUUUAGUGACCCCACUGAGCGAUGGCAAGAGAUCUGGCGACGGACCGGCGUGUUUCAGAGCGGUGCGCAGGGCGUUUCUGCGCUGUCUGGAGGAGACGCCGAUCAUGGUUUCGGGAUUAGUGCUGAGCAUCCUCUUCUGCGUCACCAUCAUCAUCAUCAUCCCAUCCACAGGCAGAAAGGUCAGUGAACAUCUGGCAGCGCUGGUGGUUGUGUGUGUGGUGUUGUGCGUCUGCGUGUUUCUGCUCGUCUCGUUGCCGUGUCUGCCGGUGGUCCGGCGGGGCGAGAAGCCGCUGGCGCUCUUUGUCUGGUUCACGCUGCUCAUCAUCGCUGUCGUCUUCAUCUUCACCGGAGGCGCGAUCACGGCGUGGGAACAGGUUGCUUUCUUUCUCUUUCUCUCAUUGGCUGUUUAUACGGUUCUUCCUCUCACGCUCGGGUGGGCUCUGGGUUUCGGCAUUGGAGUGAGUGUUUGUCACGUCAUCAUCAUCAGCGUGUAUGUGUCCGUCACCAGCUCCGACAAAAGCGAUCUGGCCGUGCAGUUGGUGGCAAACGCAGUGUUGUUUGUGUGUGUUAACUGUGUUGGCGUCUUUCACCUGUGGCACACUGAAUGUGCACGCAGAAACUCCACCAAGAAGAGAGAAGAUUUCAGCAAAAAUCGCUCAACACAAGCCAAACAGAAACGUGAUCAGGAGCAUCUCUUGCUCUCGGUGUUACCGCGGUACAUCGCCUUGGAGCUGAAGACAGAAAUCGUCAUGCGUCUGACGGCAAAGGAUGCUGAGGAGAACCGAGCCAAUUUCCACAGUCUUUACAUCAGACAACACAAAGAUGUCAGUAUUCUGUACGCUGAUAUCGUGGGCUUCACGCAGCUCUCCAGCACCUGCAAGCCUGAGGAACUUGUCGGCAUCCUCAACAAACUCUUCGGCCGGUUUGACGACACGGCAAAAAAGAAUGGCUGCUUGCGUAUUAAGAUUCUGGGUGACUGUUAUUACUGCGUGUCGGGUCUUCCGGACCCCAUCCCUCAGCACGCUCGCAACUGUGUUCAGAUGGGUCUAGACAUGUGCACAGCCAUAAAUAAACUGAGGGAAGCCACUGAGGUGAACAUCAACAUGCGAGUCGGCGUUCACACCGGAAACGUUCUCUGCGGCGUCAUUGGACUACAGAAAUGGCAGUAUGAUGUCUGGUCAGAUGACGUGACUCUAGCCAAUCACAUGGAGUCGGGGGGAGUGCCAGGGAGAGUUCACAUCACCGAAGAGACGCUGGCUCAUCUGGACGGGAAAUAUGUGGUGGAGGACGGAAACGCAGGAAGCCGGGAUUCGCGAUUGAUGGGACGAAAAACUUAUCUUGUGAUUGAUCCAUAUACACCAGCAAAGACUAAUGAACUGAAGGUGAAGAACAUACCGAAGCUCAGAGCGUCCGUGAGAAUGUCGCAGUAUCUGAAGAACUGGAAAACCGUCAACCCGUUUUCUGAGCUCAACCAAUCAGACCCCUUACUCACGGCUCCGCCCACAUCCGAUGGUGGAAUCAACCAACCGCAGCCCGCCCGGGAGACGGCACUCGCAGAAACCGCCUCUCACAGACAUUCUAAAGUCCUGCAAAGCGGACCCGUGGAAACAUUAGACGCUCUGGAAGACGAAGGGAGACGAGAGAAAAUCAACUGCCUCACGCUGCUGUUCAACAGUCUGCAGCUGGAGAAGCAGUAUUCUUUCAGUGAGGUCCGCGGUCUCCAUCAGUCCGUUGGGUGUUUGGCCGUCAUCUUCAUCUCGCUGUUCGUGGUUCAGAUGUUGAUCUCAGAAAAAAAUUUUCUUCUGGCAGUGUCGUACGGAGCGACGUUCCCUGUCCAGAUCCUCAUCCUGCUGGUGGUCUGCACUACGCUUCUAAAGCGCUGGAACUCGAAGAUUCCUCCCAGCUUGCACUGGGUGUCAUCGCUGUCAGAUGGUGUGGCCACCAGGGCGGCGCUGCGGCUCCUGCUGGUGUUUCUCUGUGUGCUCAUCACUCUUCUCAUGGCAUUUCUCAACAUUAUUUCAAUCCCGGCUGAUAAGUGCUUAAAUAUAUCCCACAAUACAACAGAACUGAACAAUCUCCAUCUCUACACUUAUCCGUAUUAUGUGUAUUGUUGUCUGUUGGCGAUGUUGAGUGUGAUUGUGUUUGUGCGAGUGUGUUUGUCUGUUAAAGUGUUUCUCUUGACUCUGGCUGUGGUCGUGUACCUCGCGCUCUUCCUUCACGUGUACGUACCGCUAUCAGACUGCUACAUGAGAGAACUCUACACAAACAACAGCACUCCAGGAGUUCUUAAAGAGCCAAAGAUCAUGUCGGGCAUCUGGCUGGUCAUCUUCUACCUCACUUCUCUCAUUGUUGUGCGUCAGGAUGAGUUAGGCAGCAGAACAGAGUUUCUUUUGGAGAAAUGUUUUAAAAGAGAAUCAGAGGAAAUGGAGACGACCAAGAAUGUGAAUAAGCUCCUGCUGCAGAAUUUACUGCCGGGUCACAUCACAGAUUUCUUCAUCGGCAAAGACGUCCCCAACCAGGUAACACAACACGCAAACAAACACACAAUUAAACUCAGAACACAGAUGAUGUGUUGUCAUUGGUUACGUGUGUUAUGUGUGUUUCAGGAUCUGUACGCCAAGUCGUGUGAGUGUGUGUGUGUUCUGUUUGCAUCCGUGCCGCAGUUUUAUAAAGAGUUUUAUAAUGAAAGCAACGAAAACAACGGCGGACUCGAGUGUCUGCGCUUACUCAACGAGAUCAUUUCAGACUUUGAUGAGCUUCUUAACAAGCCAAAGUUCAGUGCUGUUGAAAAGAUUAAAACCAUUGGCAGCACUUACAUGGCAGCAGCCGGACUGACCAAUCCUGCGAAUACAGAGGAGCGACAGGCCAGCGAGUCGUCCUGCAAUCACAUCCGCAGCAUGCUGGACUUCGCUCUUGCUCUGAUGGGACGUCUGGAGAACAUUAACAUGCACUCCUUUAACAACUUUAAAUUGAGAAUCGGUAUAAACCACGGUCCAGUGAUUGCAGGGGUUAUUGGCGCACACAAGCCUCAAUAUGACAUCUGGGGAAACACUGUUAACGUGGCCAGCAGAAUGGACAGCACCGGAGUCCUGGAUAAAAUUCAGGUGACCGCAGAAACAGCACAAGUCGCUCAAACUCAUGGCUAUGGAGUGACUUUGAGAGGAGUGAUCAAUGUGAAGGGAAAAGGAGAGCUGACCACAUACUUCAUCCACACUGACACUUCAGUCCAGAAUCAAACACUUUAGACAAGCAAACAUUGCUUUAUCAAAGACUGCACUCAAGAUAUAGCAAACUUAUAUAUGGAACUGAUGUGCAAACGUUGUGUACGCCCAAAAUAAGCAUUGAAAUGCAAUUUUCCACGCACAUAUCAGGAAGUAUGAAAAUGAACUUAAAGCACUGAUGGUGUUGAUAAAAUCUACGCAAGGUGCAAUACAUGUCACAUUUGAACACGAUUCUGACAUUCAGUGCUUUAACUCAGAUCAUUCAAUUAAAAUCAUUAGCUUGGUCUUGGCACUUUAAAGUCAGCGUAGUCAACUUUUCUCAAUUCCCAAGAUGCUUUAAAUUAAUUUAGGAAUCUAAAACAAAGAUUAUUUUGCUACUUGUGCAUCUAUUUAUUUAUUAACGCCGGUUCGUAUUUAUGUAUUUAAUAUGUGGCGUUGAGUGUAUGUUGGCGUAUAUUAAAGUUUUGCAUAUAAACCAAUUGUUUGUUGUGUUUACACAUUCAUAAUCUAUGUCUGAAGUUAAAAGAUAAAACCUUAUCCUAUACAUGGGUAUGUGCAAUCCCCUGAGGCCUGUUGCACGAAAGUAGAAUUAAGACAUCCGGGAUAAAUGACACAGCUGAGCUCAAUGAAGCCAAAACAUGUGCGUCCAGGCUUAAUUGGUUGCACAAAGACCAAGCCAGGAUGAGCAGACACGGAUUCAUUAAGCCAGGUGAAACCAAUCCUGGAUAGGUGCGCGCUCACGGCUCACUCAAAUAGACCCCGCCACAGAUCACAGAUUAACUGAUUUACCAUGGCAACUAGAGCCGCGUACUUUUCCCCUUCGGAAGCACAAAUCCUCAUGGAGGCAUACGAGGAGGUAAAAGAUAUAAUUAAGAAGAAAGGCAACACCGCCACAGUGAUAAAGCAAAGAGAAAAAGCGUGGCAAAGUAUUGCAGACCGCCUGAAUGCGUAAAUAGUGCACAAUUACACACUCACCGCUCCGCUGAAACAUCACAAUUACAAUUCAAAUAUUUAAUUCACAUCUCCAAAAACGCAGUUCUACUGUAAUUAUGAAACGGUUACAUUUUUAAUUGAAAUGCACCGCAGAUAUGAGUGAAAUUGUGUAAAGUAACUCCAUCACACUGUAUAAAGCUAUGAUAAAUUAUUACUAAAGCCUUACAUUAUUAUUUAACGUUACCACGCUCAGUACGGUUUAAUCUUAGCCGUUGUACUCUGUUUCUUAUGUUUUUGUGUUUCUCCUGCUUUUAUUAAUGUAAAGCUGCUUUGACAGAAUGAAACAAGUGUGAAAAGUGCUAUAUAAAUAAAAUGUAAUUGAUUAAAUAGAUGAUCUAUAAUAAUAAUCACUUUAAUUUAUAUAGUGCCUUUCAAAGGACCCAAGGUCGGUUGCUCACUGCACUGCAAAAAUGUCUUUCUUACUUAGUAUUUUUGUCUUGUUUUCAGUUAAAAAAAAAAAAUAUCUAAAAAAAAAAUCUUAAAUAUUUUCUUGAGCAAAAUUACCUAGGAAAAUAAGCAAAAAAAUCUGCCAGUGAAACAAGAGAACUUUUCUAAAUUUAAGUGUUUAUGGAAAAAGUAAACUAAUUUCAAAAUAAUUUUUCUUAUUAUAUUGACAGAUCUUUUUUGCUUGUUUUAAGCACACAUUUACUUAAAGUUUAUAUUUUUUGUCUAAACUAUACUUAUUUUGCUAGGUCAUUUAGGUGAAUUCUCUGGUGUGUUGCUGCCAGCCUUUUCUCCUGACACCUUUCACAGACCCCCAGGAAGAACAGCAGGCCUACAACCAUGCCCAUGCCAGGACCAGGGCCAGAGUUGAAAUGACCUUUGGCCUCCUGAAGGCACGCUCUCACUGCCUUCACAAAUCAUGGGUCAGCCCUGUUAGGGCAUGUGAUAUUACUGUGGCUUGUGCGGUCCUCCCCAAUGUGGCCUGCCUGAGGAAGGAGAGGACCCCCAGAGUGCCACCAGCCAUGGAAUGGGACAAUCCGGCAAUCUUCCCUGAUGACGACAGUGGUCGGCUGCUGAGGGACCAAUAUGUGUUGAAUUAUUUUAGUUAGUAUGUGUGCUUUCAAUUUUGGUUAAAUAUGUCCUGCGGUGGCAGAGGAAUUUGGGUUUUUUUGGGUUCGUUUUUUUAAGAAUUUGGCCUCUUAUGAUGUGUGUGCGGUAUACUGUGUGUAAUACAAGGCUGCAGGGAGGCUACUGCAUCCAUUCAUUUGUCUGUUCAGUUGAUGUGUAUGGAUUUGUCCUGCAUUUAUUUUAGUGUGCAGACAUGCAGGGUGUGUUAUAUACAGACCUUUGAAUGUAUAUGUAUCAUUUUGUAUAAUAUGCUUUGAUUCUGUGCUUUCCAUCUUGUAGAGUCACUGUGACUUCAGUUUCAAAAGGAGCUGAUGGUUUACCUGCUUUGUUUUGUCCUUAUUCAAUAAAGGAACAUAAUGUUA
Messenger RNA from Triplophysa dalaica, 6379 nucleotides. RefSeq names its product adenylate cyclase type 4. Gene Ontology annotation, biological process: intracellular signal transduction; adenylate cyclase-activating G protein-coupled receptor signaling pathway; adenylate cyclase-inhibiting G protein-coupled receptor signaling pathway. The record is from RefSeq and is a predicted model, not a curated record. Gene Ontology annotation, cellular component: plasma membrane. The transcript has 24 exons. Gene Ontology annotation, molecular function: adenylate cyclase activity. Bases 435 to 3977 code for a protein of 1180 amino acids. Lineage: Eukaryota; Metazoa; Chordata; Actinopteri; Cypriniformes; Nemacheilidae.